GCUUCCGCCGCGCCCGGGCCAAUGAGCGCGGGCGGCAACGGGCCCGGAGAGCGCCGGACUGCGGGCACGGCCGCGGGGCCGCGCGGGGAGUGCGGGACGGGGAGGCACCGCGGGCUCCACGCGUGGCUGGUACCUGGCACCAACACUGUGCCCUCUGCUCUGGCUGUGAGGAGUGGCUAUGGAAGAUCCCGACAGGAAGACUGAGGUGGUGCUGCUGGCCUGUGGCUCCUUCAACCCCAUCACCAACAUGCACCUGAGGCUGUUCGAGCUGGCUAAAGACUAUUUCCAUGAAACAGGAAAAUACAAAGUAAUCAAGGGCAUCAUUUCACCGGUGGGUGAUGCAUACAAGAAGAAAGGUCUGAUCAGUGCGAAUCACCGAGUGACAAUGGCAAAACUGGCUACAAAAAACUCGGAUUGGGUGGAAGUUGAUGAUUGGGAAAGCAGCCAGAGUGAGUGGUUGGAAACACUAAAAGUUUUAAGGUACCAUCAUCAAAAGUUUUUACCUGCUGAUGCCACCAACAGUCUGGAGGAUGCUGUGCCCUUAACAAAGCUGGGGAGGAAGAGGAAACAGGAACCAAACAGGCACGAACCCGUUAAAAAGAAAAGUCAGAGCCCGGAUGUAAAAAGUGUCCCCCAGGUUAAGCUGCUCUGUGGCAGCGACAUGCUGGAAUCUUUUGGGAUCCCCAACCUGUGGAAGUUGGAGGACAUCACCGAAAUUGUGGAGAAGCACGGCCUUGUGUGCAUCAGCAGGGCCGGGAACAACGCUCAGAAAUUCAUCUACGAGUCUGAUAUUUUGUGGAGGCACAAGGACAACAUUCACCUGGUGGAGGAAUGGAUCACAAACGACAUUUCCUCCACCAAGAUCCGCAGGGCCCUGCGGAGGGGGCAGAGCAUCCGCUACCUGGUGCCCGACGUGGUCCGGGCUUACAUCGAGAAGAACAACCUGUACAGCCCCGAGAGCGAGGACAGGAAUGCUGGGGUGGUCCUGGCUCCCCUACAGAAAAAUGCAAGUGACUCCAAGAACUGACAGGCACUGAACAGUAACUCACUGUCUGCUGGGGCAAAAGUAUAGCUGGGUACAGGGGAGUGUUUUCUAGGGUUUGGUUCAUUUUUUUUCGGUAAAUAGUGGGCUAAUUCCGUGGCUUUAGCACUUCUGUAGUUGCUGUUGAGGUUUGGUGCACUCAAUGAUUGGACCUCCACGAUCUUUUUCAAGUCCCAUAAUAAGAUUUUCACAUUUUAAACAUUUUGUCACAGAGUAGAAGAAUUCCCACCGGCACAUGAGAAUUGCAAAUGAAUAAGCAAAACAAAGGAAAAUGUUCGGAUUGGUUUGAAUUCAAACUGCUCCGACUGCUAUUUAUAAAAUACCAACACAAAUAUUUUUGAUUACUCCCAGUGUCUUAACAAGGCUAUUUAAUUUCUAACGUACCAUUUGCUGACAGUAAAUCUGUGUAGCUCGAAUUGCCAACGUGUGGUUCACCUCAAAGAAAUGAUUGAGCUCCACCCUGGCAGGGACAAAUGUCCUCCUGGCUGAGGUGCUGCUGGGUACACCUGCUUGGAGCUGCUUGUUUGCCAUCAUGCAAUUUGAUCCCAGAAAUGUCUUGUGCUCUACUCUUCUAUUCAUGUUUCCAGGGCUGUAGUUAAGCUCAGUCAUUUCUGAUGGAAGGACAAACCUACCUCAGAAACUGAUUUAUAGGCACUGAUUUGAUAGAUAGCAAUUAAUAAUAGUGCCAUUGCAAUGAUUCUCAGAUGGUUGUCCCUUUAUUACAAAAAAUAAAUUGCUUUCAAAUAAUAAACCACCUUUUAUGUUUGAGCCACAAGGACAAUAUAAUGGUAUAUAGCCAGAAUUGUUUUCUGUUCUUGCAGUUGAGGGAAAUGGUAGGAAAUUAGUACUGUCCACAAGUGAAAUGUUCUUCUUUGCUAGAAAUCUGGGUUUGAAUCUAACAGUACAUUGCCUGCAUUAUGUGAAUAUGAGCUGGAGAGGCACUGUGAAUGAUGUGGUGAUAGAAUUCUACCUCCUUUUGUUUGCUGCCAUCCCAUUUUUGUUUGGAUUAUGUGCCUUAUUAUAAAUGUCAAGGUUUCCAAGCCACUCUCUGAGGGGUCAGCAGCUCUUUCAGAGAUCUCUGCUCACCCCUUUCAGAUGAUCAAAUCCAGCCCAGUGUGAGCCCCUCAGGGCAUGAGGCCAAGGUGCUCUUGGGCAGGUUUAGAACCAGGAUUGUAACUGUGACAAGCCAUCACCCUCCUCCCCUGGCAGGGCAUCCCCAGGGAGCUGACAGAGUCUGGCCUUCCCUCAGAGCUCAGGGGCAGUCUGGGAGACAGAAGCCAAACACAGAACGUUGUGGGUGGCCCUGGGAGGUUUGUCUAAAAUCAGCAGGGCAGUUGGCACACUGCUGGGAAAACCUGGAUCCUGCAGUGGAGCUGGCACUGGACAUGCAAAGUGGGAGCCCCCCAUGAAAUCCUGCAUUUACCAGCCAAUAGAACAUCUGUGUUCUGCUGGUUCCAGCCUGCCAAGAUGGAAGAAGCCCCAAAGGGAUCAGUGUAAUAAAGUCAAGUCACACCCUAGAAGUGCCUCUGUGCCAGAAAGUAGCACCAAGGAUCCUUAGGGUUGUGUUUUUGGUGAUUCCUCAUCCAAUGUGCUGGCUGCCAUUCCUUCCCCAGAGCUCAGGCAAGUUCACACUGUCCUUUGGUGAUGAGGUUGGGUUCUUUUACCCUCAGCAGUAAUAAAGGAAGGGUAAAUGGUGCCCCUGUGAUACCUCAGCAAUCCAGCUGCCUGAGCUGACUGCAGACACCUGGACUGCUGAUGGGGCCUCUCCUUUCCUCUCUUGCUCACUGUCUGUCCUUGGGACAUGAGAACAGAGGGCAGGAAAGAUUUAUGUUGAGCCCUCAGGUCAACCAUUGUGCUGCUGAAUAAUGGGUCCUUCUAAUGGGACAGCACCCUAUUUAGGUGGUCAUUUUUCAGACUAAAACUGCACUUUAGGUUUAUUCUUAAUAAUGAUGCUGGUGUGUGUUGGUGCACUUUGUGUAAUUGCAGAGAAACUGCAAAUUCAGUAGGAUUUUUUUGUAAAGCUUUGGUCUUCAGUUUUAUUUUGCUGGAGUUUAAUGUGUGGUGGGUCUUCCAAUAAAAUAAAUUGCAUGUCAUAUGCUAAUUUUA
Messenger RNA from Myiozetetes cayanensis, 3148 nucleotides. It is a transcript of the gene NMNAT1, whose product is annotated as nicotinamide nucleotide adenylyltransferase 1. NCBI's taxonomy places the organism in Eukaryota, Metazoa, Chordata, Aves, Passeriformes, Tyrannidae. Bases 179 to 1027 code for a protein of 282 amino acids. The transcript has 5 exons. Gene Ontology annotation, molecular function: nicotinate-nucleotide adenylyltransferase activity; nicotinamide-nucleotide adenylyltransferase activity. The record is from RefSeq and is a predicted model, not a curated record. Gene Ontology annotation, biological process: NAD+ biosynthetic process.